Messenger RNA from Tigriopus californicus, 1128 nucleotides. It is a transcript of the gene Rab27, whose product is annotated as ras-related protein Rab-27A-like. The coding region runs from base 319 to 1074 and encodes 251 amino acids. Gene Ontology annotation, molecular function: GTPase activity; GTP binding. Lineage: Eukaryota; Metazoa; Arthropoda; Copepoda; Harpacticoida; Harpacticidae. The record is from RefSeq and is a predicted model, not a curated record. Gene Ontology annotation, biological process: positive regulation of exocytosis; melanosome transport. Gene Ontology annotation, cellular component: melanosome; secretory granule. The transcript has 4 exons.
CAAGGAUAUGGUACACAAUAGUGCUGGAGGUAUGCUUGAGAGAGCGUACACCUAAAUGAGAAAGCACUUUUCGCCCUGAAUGAAUCCCCUCAACUAUGCGAAGUAUGUCUCACCGCACAGGUGUUCCCUCUCCCAAGUGCAUUGGUGUGAUGGAGGAGCCUUCACGUUCUAGCAUAUACUGAAAAAAAUCUCAGUUGUCUUUCAAUCAAGCUCUGGCCCUGUUUUCUUUUGUGAUGAGUCGAUGUUUUGGUGAAAAAUUAGCAUGACUGACGAUCGAAAUUGCCCAAAUUCAUCGGACUCGUUGAUUUCGAAGCUCCAAUGGAGUACGACUACUUACUCAAAUUCCUCAUUUUGGGCAAUUCUGGCGUGGGCAAGACGAGCUUCUUGUGCCAAUAUGUGGACGGACAAUUCUGUGAGCGAUACAUAAGCACAGUGGGAGUGGACUUUAGAGAAAAGAGACUGACCUUCCAGCCUUUGGAUGGUGGAAGAACGCAAAGAAUCAACCUCCAGGUGAUUCAUUUUUUCCUCAAUUUUUUCUUGGGUAGCGAACAAAUAUUGACGCUAAUCUUUCUAAUUUUCGAGUUAUGGGACACAGCAGGGCAGGAAAGAUUCCGCAGCCUUACCACUGCUUUCUUCAGAGACGCAAUGGGGUUUAUUUUAAUGUUCGAUUUAACUAAUGAACAAAGUUUCAUAGACGUGUCCAAUUGGAUGGUGCAACUCCAAACGCAUGCGUACACGGAAACGCCGGAUAUUAUUCUCUGUGGGAACAAACUAGAUCUGGAGGACCAACGCGCUGUAAGCAAACGGAACGCCUUGGACCUGGCCGAAAGAUAUGGUCUCAUCUACUUCGAAACAUCGGCCCUGACUUCCGUGGGCCUCGCCAAUAGCGUCCGACGACUUGUUCAAAUGGUCAUGAAACGAAUGGAGACUUCCGUCGAAACUGAAUUUCCUGUUUUCAAGAAACGUGUGGAGUCCAUUCAAAUGGCAGUGCCAAAUAGACCGGAUUUCGAUUAUCAGGACGAUUUUGAUUACGAUGAGGAAGACGAACAAAAGUCACGAUGUCAUUACUGCUGAUCAUGAAUAAAUGACCCAUGCAAAUUAGUUGUUACAAUAUAAGAUCCUGGCACA